Sinocyclocheilus anshuiensis is the source of this 475-nucleotide messenger RNA. Its product is annotated as troponin I, fast skeletal muscle-like. The annotation marks the transcript as partial. NCBI's taxonomy places the organism in Eukaryota, Metazoa, Chordata, Actinopteri, Cypriniformes, Cyprinidae. The record is from RefSeq and is a predicted model, not a curated record. Gene Ontology annotation, biological process: cardiac muscle contraction; skeletal muscle contraction. Gene Ontology annotation, cellular component: troponin complex. The transcript has 5 exons.
GACAGUCUCACCCUGUACUCUAUAUUUCCUAACAGAAGAGCACAGCAAGCCUGCUAUCAUGUCUGAAAAAAAGAUGACCUCAAGCCGUCGGCAUCAUCUCAAGAGUUUGAUACUGGGUAUAGCCAAGGACCUGCUGGCGGCUGAGGAAAAGCAGACAGAGGAGGAAAGAGUUCGCUAUAUGGAGGAGAAAUGUCCUCCUCUGUCUCUGCCUGGCUCACUGCAGGAAUUACAGGACCUGUGCAAAGAGCUUCAUCAGAAGAUUGAUGUGGUGGAUGAGGAGAGAUAUGACCUGUCUGUUAAACUGGCCAAGAGCGAAAAAGAGAUUGAGGAUCUGAAGAUAAAGGUUCAGGACCUGAUAGGUAAAUUCAAGAAACCCGCUCUUAAGAAAGUGCGUAUGUCUGCUGAUGCCAUGCUGCAGGCCCUGCUGGGCUCCAACCACAAAGUGUCCCUGGAUCUUGGACAAUCACUUUUUAAG